AUGCCGUAUCAAGAUGAAGCCGAAACAAGGCCUCCGUCCAUCGACUCAAUUGACGGAGGAUCAAAAACAUUACUUUCGAAAUGUUAUGACCAAUUUGUAGCGGGACACUCGAAAGUGCCCCUUAUUCGGCGAUUACCAGCAAAGGCAGUGGGCAUCAUAGCACUGAUAUCUCUGGUGAACAUCGUAGUGUGGGUUGCGGUAGGGGUGGUGUUGUCAUUUCAUGGAUCGCUCGUGUCUACUGCCUUGUUGGCAUAUACUCUUGGGCUACGCCACGCCUUAGAUGCAGAUCACAUCUCGGCAAUCGAUUUAAUGACGAGGCGGUUGAUCGCAGCGGGUCAGAAACCCGUGACGGUGGGCAUGUUCUUCUCUCUCGGCCACUCCACCAUUGUCAUACUCACCUCCAUCGCGGUUGCCGCUACGGCUUCCGCGGUCUCUGACAAGUUUGAUGACUUCUCAAGGAUAGGAGGGAUCAUCGGCACGUCGGUAUCGGCCGCGUUCUUGAUCCUUUUAGGGGUCGCAAAUUGCUUCAUUCUGUAUAAGCUGAUCAAGCAGUUGAAUGCCAUCAUCUACGAAGGUGAGGAUGAAGAGUUCCGACUGGUAGGUGGAGGAUGUCUGUUUCACCUGAUGAAGCGUCUCUUCAAGAUUGUCGACCGACCAUGGAAGAUGUAUCCCCUCGGGGUCCUCUUCGGGCUCGGAUUUGAUACUUCUUCUGAAGUUGCUCUUCUGGGCAUCUCUUCCAUAGAGGCGGUGAAAGGGACGUCAAUGUGGCUGAUCCUCGUCCUCCCACUAUUGUUCACUGCGGGCAUGUGUCUGCUUGACACCACGGAUGGGGCUCUCAUGAUGAGCCUGUACACGAUGACAUCCCUUGCUCGCGACAAGAUAGCGAUCUUGUAUUACAGCAUCGUGCUGACCGUCAUUACUGUGAUCGUCGCGGUCGUUAUCGGCGUCAUUCAACUGUUGUCGCUAUUAAGGAAUGCACUAGGUGAGCCGGAAGGCCACUUCUGGGAUGGCGUUGAGAGCGCAGGAGACCAUUAUGAUGUAAUAGGCGGCUCCAUCUGUGCGUCCUUCGUCGUAUUCGGCCUGCUUAGCAUGGUUGUCUAUGGGCCGUGGAGGAGACGAGUUGAUCGCAUUCGUGAUAGAAGGCAAACGGCGGUGCUGGAGACUGAUGCCGAGGAAGUCCAGGCCGAUGAUCCAAUUCUGUUUGUGGAGCCUACUUUGGAUGAGGAAGCAGCCGGGAGCCCAACAAAAGGGGCCGAAGUUACUGUCGCACCGAAGCGGUGA
This is a messenger RNA of Eremomyces bilateralis CBS 781.70, 1281 nucleotides long. RefSeq names its product NicO-domain-containing protein. NCBI's taxonomy places the organism in Eukaryota, Fungi, Ascomycota, Dothideomycetes, Eremomycetales, Eremomycetaceae. The record is from RefSeq and is a predicted model, not a curated record. The transcript is spliced from 6 exons. Gene Ontology annotation, molecular function: nickel cation transmembrane transporter activity. Gene Ontology annotation, cellular component: plasma membrane. Gene Ontology annotation, biological process: nickel cation transmembrane transport. Bases 1 to 1281 code for a protein of 426 amino acids.